Messenger RNA from Symsagittifera roscoffensis, 1035 nucleotides. Its product is annotated as BTB/POZ domain-containing protein 19-like. The transcript has 4 exons. NCBI's taxonomy places the organism in Eukaryota, Metazoa, Xenacoelomorpha, Acoela, Convolutidae. The coding region runs from base 115 to 999 and encodes 294 amino acids. The record is from RefSeq and is a predicted model, not a curated record. Gene Ontology annotation, molecular function: protein binding.
UUUGCUAAACUUUAUAGAGUAAAGUUUUCCUUUUUUACGAGUUGUAAAUUUAAAUCAGAAGCUGAAAAUUAUCAGUGUUUACAAUCACAAACACCGUCAGAUUGUUACAGAAUAAUGUCUUCCAUGUGUGUGAAGAGUGGAAAGAUUGACAAGUUUGCGGCUCAGAUGAAGUUGGGCUUGUUCAGUAAGGAGUUUGCAGAUGUCAAGUUUGUGGUGGGCGAUCAGAAAAAGAUCAUCUACGGGCACAGGAUCAUCAUCGGACUCCGGUGCGCCUUGCUGCAGAAACUGUUCCAAGAAUCAGCCGCACGUCCUGAAGUGCCUAUAGUGCUGUCAGAUGUCAACCCGGAGACCUUCCAGCAGAUGUUAGACUUCAUGUACACAAACACUGUUCAGAUCAGCCAGAACUCGGCUAUGGAUUUAUUGGGAACAGCAAUUGAGUAUGGACUGCAAGAUCUGCAAGCAGUCGUGUGUGAACACAUAACUGAGAACUUGGACACUGAGUUCGCAGCCACAGCUCUCCACGCAGCUGUCUACUUCGAAGUAUCCCAUCUAGAACAGCAUUGCCUCUCAUUCAUAGCUGACAAUGCCAAUGAAUUCUUAGAGAGUAAGAGCUACUUGGAGAUGGGCGAACAGGCUUUUAUUAAGGCAAUGGACUGUGACGACCUCAACGUGGAUGAAACCGAAAUCAACAAAGCCAUCUUUGAAUGGGGCAAAAAUGGGGCAGUAAAAUCAGGAACCCCCCUCAAGCUCAUAGUUUCCAGGGUGGUCCUCAAAUUACGAAUUGCCAUAUUUGACGUGGAAAAUUUAGAAAGAAUCGAGAAAUUCAGUGAGGCGGAAGGAGACUAUAUUCCUCCAGAAAUGUUCCAGUUUGCCUGGAAGUUCCACGCCCAAAUCAAAAAUGGGAGAUCAGUGCCGGUCGAGGGGAAAAAGUGGGCGACUUUGAGAAAGGGGACAAAACCGUUGGAGCAUCAUCAGUACUUGAAUCCUUAUAUUGACUAGACAUUUCGUUUUGAACACUUCUAUUAAAAAUCGAUA